AUGAAUAUCUAAUUCGCCAAGGAUCUUUUAUUUUGAAUAUCUAAUAGGCUGACGGCUUGUUUCGUGACAACCUGUAUUUACUGCGCUUAUCUAGAAUCUUACUGUCCUAAUCCGUUUCAGACUAGACUACUAGAGCUUAUAUAUAUAACGAGCCCGCCAUUAGCGGUCUUGGCCUGCAAGGUCAUCAGCACUCAGCAGUUCUGUUUCCAACGCAAAAGAAGAUCAGGACCACCACUUGAAAGUCUUGAACCAUGGACAUGGAGCACCAGCUGCUGCACUUGGAGCGCUUCAUGGCCAGCAGCCCGGGCUUCUUUACCGUCGACAGCGGCCAAGACCCCGCCCAUUUUCCCAACGGCGGGUUGUUCGUGGAGCAGGUCGGCGCCACGGGUGGCGUCGGCGGCGACGACGGCGGGUGGGUGGAGGACCUCAUGCAGCUCGGCGAGGAGCUGUUCGGUGGUCGGGGCGAUGCCAAUGGCACCGACGACGGCAUGGGCGACGAUCACUACUACCAGCAGUGGCAGUGCGACGACGGUGGCUCUCCAGACGGCGGUCCGCCACCGAGCGUAUCCUUGGACGGCGACGCGAGCCCCCCUUCUGGGGAGCAAGAGCAAGGUACCGUGGAGCUCGCCUCCGAGCGGCACCCGCACCGCGAGGCCGAGGACGGCGACGACGACGUGUUGGGCGCGACGCGCAAGAGGAGGGACCGGUCCAAGACGAUCGUGUCGGAGCGGAAGCGGAGGGUUCGGAUGAAGGAGAAGCUCUACGAGCUGAGGGCGCUCGUCCCCAACAUCACAAAGAUGGACAAGGCGUCCAUCAUCGCCGACGCGGUGGUGUACGUGAAGAACCUCCAGGCGCACGCGAGGAAGCUCAAGGAGGAGGUCGCGGCGCUGGAGGCGCGGCCGAGGUCGCCUACCGGACAGCACAGCGGGCCGGCCGGGGCUGGUCGACGACGCCACCAGCAGCAGCAGCAGGAACGCCGCCGCGACGCGGGGAGGAGCGCGGGCUCCGGCGCCCGGGUGACGCACGUGGGCGCGGUGCAGGUCGGCGAGGGCAGGUUCUUCGUAACGGUGGAGUGCGAGCGGCGGGACGGCGUGGCGGCGCCGCUGUGCGCGGCCGCGGAGUCGCUGGCGUGUUUCCGGGUGGAGACCUCCAGCGUCGGUGGCCGGUCGGGGCCGGACCGCGUCGUGUCAAUGUCAACGCUUACGCUCAAGGGGAGGGGACAAUUAGGAGAUGCAGCAGCCAUCGGCGAGGCCUCGGUGAAGCUUUGGAUGAUGGCGGCUCUUGUCAAGGAAGGCUUCCGGCCCGCAGCGACGGUCCAGAUCUCAUGAUCCGAUCCACGUGGCGGUCCACCGGUUGCUGAGUGUUUCGAGGGGGUCAUGUUCGGCUGGAUUAAACCAGCUGUUUGUGCUGCUGAUGCUGCUAUAGCUAGCUUAGCUGAGACUGAGUCUGAGACGUAGCUACAGUAUUUUCAGCUGCUGCCGUGCUGGCAAAAAAGCCUAUCUCAACUGAUUUUUUGUUUGAUCCGAGUUACCUAUUUGUGUACGUUGUACCUGGGGCGAUCCUAAUGUGAUCAAGACCGUACAUCCGACUUA
Zea mays is the source of this 1592-nucleotide messenger RNA. Its product is annotated as transcription factor BHLH156. Gene Ontology annotation, biological process: regulation of DNA-templated transcription. Gene Ontology annotation, cellular component: nucleus. Gene Ontology annotation, molecular function: protein dimerization activity; DNA-binding transcription factor activity; sequence-specific DNA binding. Lineage: Eukaryota; Viridiplantae; Streptophyta; Magnoliopsida; Poales; Poaceae. The record is from RefSeq and is a predicted model, not a curated record. The transcript has 3 exons. Bases 252 to 1328 code for a protein of 358 amino acids.